GUACUAUUCUCAUCAGCAGUGUGCCGUAUAAAAAAGCCUUCUCAACACUCAGCAGCCAUACAGAGUCAUGGAUCGGUUUACAUUGUACUUCUCUCUCCUGUUGGCGUUCCUACUUUAUGAUGCUCAACCAGCAGCUCCAACAGGCUGUGCAGGUCCACCCGUGCUGUGUUGUCCUGGUCAAAACAACUCCUGCUUCAGAGGAUGUUUCUGUGAUAACGCCUGCUUGAAUAUAGGCGACUGCUGUCCGGACUACAUUUCAACCUGCACGCAACCACCAAAUACAACAUCUACACUGAUGGAAGGGAGUACAACGUCAGCAUCUAGGCCUACUGUCUCUGUUACUACAGCAACCAGCCAAACAAGCAGCAGCUCACCUACACCAGCAGAUAAUAGCACAACUUUACCAGUCUCACCAGCAGAGAACAGCACAACUUUACCAGUCUCACCAGCAGAGAACAACACAACUUUACCAGUCUCCCCAGCAGAUAACAGCACAACUUUACCAGUCUCACCAGCAGAUAACAGCACAACUUUACCAGUCUCACCAGCAGAUAACAGCACAACUUUACCAGUCUCACCAGCAGAUAACAGCACAACUUUACCAGUCUCCCCACCAGAUAACAGCACAACCAUACCAGUCUCCCCAGCAGAUAACAGCACAACUUUACCAGUCUCCCCACCAGAUAACAGCACAACAUUAUCUACAGACUCUAUUUCUCCAAAUCCCCGCACAACAAACAGCAGUACUAUCUCUACACUUAUAAAUACCAGUACAACUUCAGCACCCACAGCUUCUGACACAUCACCACCAAGCACAAGAACUACACCCUCAGAUACCCCCCCAUCUCCGUCAUCUGCAGUGUCUUCAACAACAGAACACAGUACGACAAGCAGCACUACUGCAGCUACAGAUGCUCAUAUAGUGACUAUUUACCUGAAAGCUUCUGUUUUAUCCCAGAAUGAGGACAAUGAAGAUGUGAUUUUCGAGAAUUUAUCCAAUUUUAUUUCCCAGACCCUUCUCCAGCUGAACUGUGAGGGCUGCUCAUCAACUAUCAGACACAUCAAACGCACCUGAGAAAGGCCAAUGUCUCAGCUAACUGUGAAAUGUUUUAGCAUGUAAAAUGAUAUGCAGUAUUAUAAAGCUCACACAGGUACAUAUCACAACUUAAUGCUACAACAUCGACCGAUUACACAGUUCAUGUUCACAUUAAAAAGUAUAAACGCAUGUAUCAAAUACAUG
Messenger RNA from Perca fluviatilis (European perch), 1240 nucleotides. RefSeq names its product putative protein TPRXL. The record is from RefSeq and is a predicted model, not a curated record. Lineage: Eukaryota; Metazoa; Chordata; Actinopteri; Perciformes; Percidae. The transcript has 6 exons. The coding region runs from base 68 to 1075 and encodes 335 amino acids.